UGUAGUCAUACAACGCGACUUGGUGUGUUUGGUCCAGGAGCUGUGAAAAUAUACAGGACCUAAGAUUCUGUUAACCAACAGGAGAAAAGAAAAUGAAUAUAGUAAUUCUUCUGUUUUCUUUGUGCAUCUUCGAGUGUAAUGGAGACAAUUUCUUUGGGAACACGGACACGAGAGAAAACUGGAUAGCGAGACUUUACAAGGACAAACUUCAGAAUUACAGCAAGGCCUCGAGACCUAUCCUUGAUCCAAGCCACAACACGACUGUCCACUUGGGAAUGGCUUUGAACAAAGUUAAUGUGGAUGACCAUGCCCAGACUUUAUCUAUCAACGCCUGGUCUAUCAUGUCAUGGCGUGACGAACAUCUCCGAUGGGAUCCGAAGGAAUAUAUGAACAUUGACCGAAUGCAUUUUGAUGAGCAGGAUAUAUGGUGCCAGACAUCAAGGUGUUCAAUACGUAAGUGGAUUUAAUUUUCAUGUGUCCCAUGCAUAUUAUUUUCUUUCACAUGAUACCCAGUCGCAUAAACACGCACACACAUACACACACACAAAACAUAAUUACAUAAAUAGGUAUAAACAUACACACACACACACAUAACAUAAUUCCAUAAAUAGGUAUAAACACACUAAGACACACAAAACUUAAUUACAUAUAUAGAUGGAUAUUAUAUAUUCUUCUAUUUAUAUGCUAUAAAAAUAUACAUAUGUAUGUAGGUGUGUAUAUUAUUGCAUAGCUAAGUGAAUAUAUAUAAUAUAUCACACACUCUCACUCUCUCUCACACACACACAUACACUUAUAUAGUAUACGUAUGUGUAUAUAUAUAUGCAUAUGUACAUACACACAUAAACACCCAUACACACAUACAAAUAUAUAUAUACUGAAGAAAGAGAGAGAGAGAGAGAGAGAGAGAGAGAGCGAGAGCGAGAAAGAGAGAGAAAUCAUAUAUAUAUAUAUAAAUAUAUAUAUAUAUAUAUAUAUAUAUAUAUAUAUAUAUAUAUAUAUAUACAUAUAUAUGUGUGUAUGUGUGUGUAUGUAUGUAUGUGUGUAUGUAUGUUUAUGUACAGCUAAAUGAAUAUAUAUAAUAUAAUACACACACAUAUCACACACACAUAUAGCAUACGUAUGUGUAUAUAUAUGCAUACACACAUAAUCACCCAUAUA
Messenger RNA from Penaeus indicus, 1158 nucleotides. RefSeq names its product acetylcholine receptor subunit alpha-type acr-16-like. The transcript has 4 exons. Gene Ontology annotation, molecular function: extracellular ligand-gated monoatomic ion channel activity. NCBI's taxonomy places the organism in Eukaryota, Metazoa, Arthropoda, Malacostraca, Decapoda, Penaeidae. Gene Ontology annotation, cellular component: membrane. Gene Ontology annotation, biological process: monoatomic ion transport. The record is from RefSeq and is a predicted model, not a curated record. The coding region runs from base 93 to 467 and encodes 124 amino acids.